Messenger RNA from Staurois parvus, 357 nucleotides. The record is from the annotation of a GenBank genome assembly. Lineage: Eukaryota; Metazoa; Chordata; Amphibia; Anura; Ranidae.
UGGGGCCCCCGGGCAAUAGGCGAUCAUGGGGCCCCUGUGUCCUUGCCAAAACUCAAAAAAGCCUAUGAAAAAGGUACCAGGGGCAUCUCAUGGGGCCCCCUACUGACCCCGGGCCCUCGGGCAGUUUCCAAAUGGUCAGUCCGCCCCUGGCGAGGACUGUGCUAUAAGGUAAGGGGUAUCAGGGGCAGACUGACAACUCAUGGGGCCCUGGGCAAUAGGGGAUCAUGGGGCCCCUGUGUCCUUGCCCAAACUCAAAAAAGCCUAUGAAAAUGGUACCAGGGGCAUCUCAUGGGGCCCCCUACUGACCCCCGGGCCCUCGGGCAGUGCCCGAGUUUCCAAAUGGUCAGUCCGCCCCUG